GUCUCCCUCUGCUCCUGAUCUCUCUGCAUAUGGAGAGCCUAUGCUGGGGCUGGAAUUCUGCUGAGGAACCAGGGCUCAGCUGCUUUAUUGCGAGACCAGCCCAGACAUCUGGGUAAAGGCAGGGCUGGGAAAGAAACCUGAAGUCGUGAGUCUGGUGGAGCCUUGCGUGUUUCCAAACGCCCUGCUCUGAGUUCAUCCCACCAGUAAAGGCUGUGCAGCGUGAGAACUGAGUACUUUGUAACUGGGUGUGCCUGAAUGCAUCAGCCUUUGGAGGUGAGCGUCUUCCCUUGAAACAGCCUCGUGAUAUCCAAGUGCCUGCUCUCUCAGGAAGUCCCUUGGAAGAGCCUGUCUGUACAUCUGACCAGGUGCCUGACUGGGCUGCCUUGCUUCCAGACCUGAAUCAUGUCCCACCCGUCCUGGUUGCCACCCAAGAGUACCAACGAGCCUGUUGGUCAUGUUACUGCAAGGAUGGAGACCACACACACCUUUGGGACUCCCAGCAUCUCCGUGUCCACCCAGCAGACCCCAAAGAAGUUUGCGCCUGUGGUUGCCCCCAAACCAAAGUACAACCCAUACAAGCAACCAGGAGGUGAUGGGGACUUUCUUCCUCCCCCGCCCCCUCCUGUGGAUGACCUUGGGAACAUCACAUCACCACAAGGUGCCUUCCCCCCCCCACCCCCUCUGGAUGAUGUUACUUACAAUGUGCAGGUGAAUCCUGGUGGCAAGACACUUGAGGAGAGGCGGUCCAGUUUAGAUGCCGAAAUCGACUCUCUGACCAGCAUCCUGGCCGACCUAGAGAGCAGCUCUCCGUACAAACCUCGGACUCAACAGGGCUCCGGGACCUCGAGCAGCUCCGCCGCCGCCACCCCAUCUGUGUCCACCCCUGUCACUGGCCACAAGCGGAUGAUCAUCCCCAACCAGCCUCCCCUCACCGCCACCAAGAAGUCCACUGCCAAGGGUCCGGGGCAGCCAGCGCCCAUCCCGGUCACUCCCGUUGGCACCCUGAAGCCGCAGCCGGUGCCGGCCUCCUACGCCACGGCCUCCACGCCGAGCCGCCCGGCCUUCAACGUGCAGGUGAGGACGGCGCAGCCCAGCCCGCACUACCAACCGCCCGGCCCGCAGCCCGGCCACUACGGCAGCCUGGGGCCCGGCCAGCCCUACGCCUCUGCGCCGUCCCGCCAGCCUGCUGCCCCUCAGUACGGAGCGCCGCAGCCCCACGGGCCCGACUACGGCUAUGCCCCUCCGCCCGGCCGGCCCGCCGAGCCCGCCUAUGGUUACGCGCCCCCGCAGGGCCGCUACCAGGACCCCUACUACGGGGGGUACAGCGGCAGGAACGGCUCCGAAGCGCCCUACAUGCCGCAGAGCUCCUGGAAGGCUGAGCCGGCGUAUCCUGCAAGUAAUGCCAUGGGUCAGGCUCCCCCUGGGCUCUACCAGCCACCGGGCACGAAAAAGACCUACAUCACUGACCCGGUGAUGGCCCCGCAGCCACCCACCCUGCAGCAGAAGAGUGGAUAUCCAAGCUCUGGACCUGCAUCAAGCACUCCUGCAUUCAGGCCUGAGGAUGAGCUGGAACAUCUGACCAAGAAAAUGCUGUAUGACAUGGAGAAUCCUCCCUCUGAUGACUACUUUGGACGCUGUGCCCGCUGCGGGGAGAAUGUUGUUGGAGAAGGCACUGGUUGCACAGCCAUGGACCAAGUCUUCCACGUGGAGUGUUUCACCUGCAUAAUGUGCAACAACAAGCUGAGGGGACAGCCUUUCUAUGCUGUGGAGAAGAAAGCUUACUGUGAACCCUGCUACAUUAAUACACUGGAGCAAUGCAGUGUCUGCGCAAAGCCCAUCAUGGAAAGGAUCCUCCGAGCCACUGGGAAGGCCUACCAUCCCCACUGCUUCACCUGUGUGAUGUGCCAUCGCAGCCUGGAUGGGAUUCCCUUCACUGUGGAUGCUGGUGGCAACAUCCACUGCAUCGAGGAUUUCCAUAAGAAAUUUGCCCCGAGGUGUUCUGUGUGUAAGGAGCCCAUCAUGCCGGCCCCAGGACAAGAGGAGACCGUACGCAUUGUUGCCCUGGAUCGUGACUUCCAUGUCCAGUGCUACCGGUGCGAGGACUGUGGUGGCCUCCUGUCUGAAGGGGACAAUCAGGGCUGUUACCCUCUGGACGGGCACAUCCUUUGCAAGACCUGCAACUCUGCUCGGAUCCAGGCUCUGACUGCCAAGGCCAGCACUGAUCUCUGAGUAUCAACUGUGACCCUCCCCAGGAUGCCCACUGGGGGACAUUGCACAAGCUUUGCAUGAUUUCUUUCCAGCCUAGGGUCUGAAUCUCUGUUAUUGAAAAAAAGAAAAAAAAAGAAGAAAAAAAAAAGUAAAACUGGAAGGCUUUGGAACAAGAGGGCGGUUUGAGAGGCCAUGUUCAGACUGCCCAUGACAGGCACCUAAUUUAGACACAGCUGUUCAAGAGGGCAGUGAGUGAGUUAGAGCAGUUGCUGUAUCUGCAGCUGAUGGAGUUAAGGGUCACAGCACCUAAGUUAUCUGCCUGUAGGAGGUCUGAACAUGGUCCUAACUAUGCAUCUAUGUUUGAUUCCUGUUUCUUAAGAAGUACAUGAAGGUAGAGAGUGAAAGAUGGCUGAGCUAGUUAUUUCUCCUGUUAUUUUGAGAACCUGACCAGCUCUCAUUGAAAUCAUGGGAAGCUUCCCUUUGACUUUAGUUGGAUCUGUGUCAGCAGCAGAAGUAGCUCCACUGCCCUAGAAGGUGUGAGAGCAGACCCAGCAUUAACACAAACAGUGGAACUGCAACUGUACUGCACCUGAGUGUAGGUGUGACCUUGUAUCCUUGGGACACAGAUUGGUUAUUUCUUAGGCCCUUUCUUGUUUCCAUUCCCUUCCAGUUCAAUAGGGUUUUUUCUUUUACUCAUGAAAGUCUACUUAGCUAUUGCAUAAAUUUAUUCAGUAGUGAUGCUUCCAAUUCACAAUGUAUGAGCAAUCACAGAAAGAUGUGAGCUUGCACACACUGUACACUACACACACACUACACACACACAACGUGCUUUUGAUUUACCAGAGGCAUAAGCCAGUCAUGUUCAUUGAGAAGAUCUUUAAGGGGUGUGGGCCUGGAAACACAUUUCUGAAAUCCCAGUGGUUAAAAAAAGGUAAAAAUGACUACAUAGAGCUGCAGUGCAAAGCGAUGCUCAAAAAAAUCUUACACCACUCUCUCUCGUACAGCCCAUUCUGGUGGGACCAUUGGCAGUGCUGGUCUCUGGGUAGACAUUCAAGCAAUAAGGUCUUGUUCCAUCUGCUGUUAUUGCAAUGGGAGGAUUUUCCUUCAACAGUAACAGGGAUUGUAUCAGGCUUUGGGAUGAUACACAUUCCUCUGAUGUUCACACACGUGAUCUGUAGUUUUCAAUAAAAAAAAUCAGAUCUUGUUUCAACAACAGCUAAAAAGAUCCUCCUAAAUGCAUGUUCAGUUUUAUCCUAAGAAAACUAAAGGAGGUAUUAAGCCCUUCACUAUGGCAUUCCAGAAAGCAGGCAAUUUUUUUCUCUUCUAUUUUCAUCCCAGCCAUUUACACCUUGUCUCUGGUGAAAUUCAUGGUAGUAGAGUGCUGGGCCAGCAGCAGCAUUUUCAUCCUUAGUCCAGAAUUAAUACAUAUGCCAAGGUAAAUAAAACCUGGGCACAGAUAAUCCUUUUUUUCACAUGAUCGUGGGUUUGGGGUUUUUUUUCGUUUUUUUUUAGUUUGGUUAAUUAAAAACAAAUCAAAAAAUUAGAAAUCCAUGGCACUCUGAGCAGCUAUAAUAGUCUUGUUCAUGAAACCCGUAAUAACUAAGGUGCAAAUUACAUAGUGAGGGAGUAAUUUUCAUAUCACUGAAUUGACAUUAAUAUCUUAUUUGCAGAUGUAAUCAAGGAAAAUACCUUUCUUUGCACUUAAAUUAAGAAGCAGAAUUGAAACAGUUGCAGGCUGAUUGACCAUGUAAGUGACAAACUGGCACUUUUCAAGAGUAAGUUAUACAAAUUUUUUCAUGCAUCCCACUGAAAAACAAUGAGAAUGUGGUGCUUUCCUCUUUGUAUCAGGCUUCUGUUAUAGAGAAUAAUUAUAUUCACUAAUGCUGAAAAGAAAAGUUAGAUGAGCUGAACUGAUAGGAAACAAAGGAAAAAUUGUGAUGUGAUACUGCAGCUCCUACAAAUGGUGCAUCCUUUCAGUUUAGCACAAACCUUUCUGGAAGAGCACUGUGAUAUUCAGUAGCUUCAGCUGUAUGUGGUAAAUUCAAAUGCAGAAAUACCAGUCUGAAACCUCCAUUCCUUACAUGGUUUAUAUGUUGGCAAGCUUCACCAGUGUCAGGGAAGUUUCCCAAAAUUCACAGCUUGAAAUGAAUCCUUCUUUGUAGAAGGGUGGCAUCAUUGAGCAAAAGAUUUCCUUUACCACCAUAGGUAAAGCAGUUUGACUUUUUAUACUGGAUUUCUACCCUGGCCUGCAAGAAUUUUACUGCCUUAGACGUAAACAGAUUUUUGGCACCCUGGCUCCCACCAGGUUCCACCUGGACUCCCGCUCCCUGAACCGUGGCAUGUAAAGUCCUUCUGAGCUUGCUUCUUAACACACAGUCUGCACCACCAGCAGUCCAAAGAACCUCAUAAAUACUGGGCAAAUCUAGUUUGAACUAGCCCUACAAAAACAGGGGAGGUCAGUGCUGGGAUACAAGCACAAGCGAUAAUGUGAUGCAUUUGGGUGCAGAAUGAGCCAUUCUUCAGGCAGAAGGCAUAGCUCUGAUCUUCCUUACUCUUGUGAGUGUUACAUCAAGUGGCUGAUGAGACUCUCUUGAAUAACACUGGGGUAAUUGAUGGAAACAAGCUGCUGUGCCUUCCAGCAGAAUGUGGCCUAGACUCACAGUUCAGAGCCUUUGGGCCUUUUACAGCCUUGCCACAGGCUCGACUGGAGCAAGUCAUAUGGCUCCUUGUCUUCUGCCCUCUGCAUGAGACAGCUUCUUUGCAGUUUCCCAGAGCCAUUAUGGGAAUUAAACUAGUCACAGACUAGCCCAAGCUAUUGAUUUCUGGAGCUCUAUUUUCUCUUUCCAGAAAAAUUUGCUGGUAUGUAGGCCUGGGAUUCCAACCCAUUUCAAUGCAUACGGCCAGCCAGGAGAUCUAGCUCUGAAUCCUCUCUGUUAUGAGAGCACUGUAGUGAGUGAGGCUGGCAUGCAGAGAGGUGAGAGCCAAACUUUUCAAGCAUUAAAUACUUCAUGGAUGAAAUUUGAUUGACAAAGAUUGAACAGUGUUGAUGUUUGAGGUGCUGUGGCUGGUUUCUAGACCUGACACAUUUGUGCAAAGGUACUUUGAUGGGGUUUUUUUCACCCCUAAACCCCAAAGCCAUCUGCCUAUUGGAAGGAAUGAGUGUCCAAAACCCUCUUCUUUAUUCUGUGUGGUUUUGUUUUCCAAAACUGCUAUAAAUAUAUUUGAAAGAUACUGUAUAUAUGUCACAGAGGCUCUCAUCACCCACAUAUAUAUGAAAAUCUCCCCUCUGAUGCUUCCGGAUUUAAUUAGGAAGUGCUGGUGGGAUUUAUCGCAAUUGCACUGCAAUUAAGAACCACUGGGAUAUGGCUUCAUCACAAUAUUUAUCACAUAUUUAUAAUAUAUCAUGUUUAUCUGUUCCAAAGAAGGAGUCUUUUUACCAAAGAGACGUUGCUUUUCUUAAGUUGGACUUCUUAGCCAUGACAAAAAUUCACAUUAUCUGUGGCUGUGGUAAUGUCCAAACUGUUCUUUUCAGAAAGAAUUGGAAGAUCGCACAAACAUUUUUGUUCAAGUCUGCAGUUUCUGCUUCUGCUGCUUUGUCUUUGUCUAGCAUUUGUUGGCAAGUAGGACCUGAUCCCAUGAUUUGUGUGGCCAGACAGGGCCCAGGAUCAGGUUCUAAUUUAACAAAAUAUUUAAGUCCCUGGGGUUUGUUUAAGCGCAGACUUAAAGCCAUUGCAUGGUGUGACAUAAGCCAUUCGUACCAGACUGGUUCUUUAUCCCUUGAUCAUACAGGUUCGAUCUGGGUAGGAUGUGGGCACAGCUGAAUUUCUAUCAAAUUACCCAGAACACAUGAAAUGGCUUCUGUGUCACCCUUCUGCCAACUGCAGGAGAACACCAGCGGCUGAUCAAAUGGAUGACAGGAGGCUGAAUUGUUACAAGAUGAGUGCUUUGUGGUUGGUGGCUGUGGCACCUUCCAUAUGUCACAAGUAGCCCUACAGCCAGAUUUACUGUUUCUUUGAGCAAUGGCUUUAAAAGUGUCUACUUAAACUUUAUCCAGAAGAUUGGGUUGCCUUGGUUACAGCCCAAUCCUUAAGCAUAUCCCCAAGGCUAACACUAGUAUUUUGUGAAUGUGAUGGUUUUAUUGUCACUUAUUUUAUUCAUUGAACAUUGCUUUUAAAAACAGAAAGCCACACUAAUUCUUUAGCCUGAUAACGCACCUUUAAUUUUGGGUUUGGGGUUUUUUUAAUAUUUUAAUUUGUAGAUUUUUAUCAUGGCUGCGAAACACUUGGGUAAUGACUUAAUCAUAGAGGUGUGGGAGUACCAAAGUGUUUGGUAUCACUCUACAUAAUAGUGUCCAUCUUGAUAGCAGGAGUGAGGCUUUCACAAAACACAAGCUUUAAGUUGACUUUCUGCCUAUCAGCAAAAUGUGCCUGAGAAGAAUGAGAGAAAACGUCUUAAAAGAGUGGUGGUUGUUAGAGAGAAUAUGCAACAAGUCUGUCUGAGAUCUCUUUGGAGCUGUGACGGCCACUGCCUGGCUGUGGUUAGUUCAAGCCUGGCUUAAGUUCGAUAAAUGCUGGUUCCUUUUGGUUUUGAGAAAAUCUGGAAGGCAAGGGAUAACAGGACCCAAGAGAAGGUUCGUGAGAGAAAUCCUGUGUCAAGGAUAAAUGUUAGGCACCUGGUGCUUGUGCUGAGUGGCUCAGAAAGGGUGCGAGUUGCUGACUGGUGUCUGUUGGUGUCUGGUCCCUCCAGUUGGGUCACAGAGUUGAUUUGCUGCUUGUUCAACAGCCUGGGUGGACAACACCUCGUACAGGUUCAGUACUGCAAGCUAUUGGAGAGGGGGUGCUGAACAAUCCCCCUGUGGUGAAAUUCCCAUGAGAAAACACAGUGAUGGUAACUGAGGGUUUGUUGUGGAAGGAGGGCAGGAACUGCUCCAUAACCUAAAGGUUAGUAAAAUACAGACUAAGAGAGCUGUGAGAACACUGUUUCCAGUUAGAGCUAGUUGCAAUUUUUAUACUAAAUUACAUUAUAUCAGAAGGGCUAUUUUUUUAAUGAGAAAUUCUCUCUUUUUGCAAUGUUACCCACUACAUUUUUUGGAGGAUUUUUUUGCUGUUAUGAUUAAAAUCGUACUGAAUUUUUAUCUAAAAAAAUUUCAGAAUUGUUAACAAAUAUUUCUAUUUCUCAAAGACCCAUGUCUUCUUUCAUGGUUUUAUGUAGUUCUUGGGUUUCUUCUGCUGGUAGAUUAAAGUUUCUGUGACAAUUUUGAAAACUUCUUUGGAUAAAAAUUCUACUUAAAACCAAGCAUAUGUUCUUGGGAAAUGUUUCAAUAUUGGACCUGGUGAAAUUAAAAAAAAAGCUUUGAAACUUUUCACAAGAUGUUUUAUUCCCUAUUUUUAACUAGUUUUGCUAAUUUUGAAGUCACUGUUUCCUUUGUUAGAACAAUCCAAGUAACGUGACUCUUAAAAUAACAGUGUUACUUCUGUUGGGUUCAUUUUCUUAUCUGUCUUAAAGCCAUGGAGUGGCUGGCUAUAGGGACUGCCAGUGUCUUUUUCUGUGGCAAUAGCAAUUUUCUUCUUUGUUUUUACCUUGGGGUCUUUUUCUGUUUGUUUUUUUUCCCCUGAAAUUACUGAAGAAUGUAAGCACAUUAUGGCAACUGCCAUGAAGAUCCAGAGAUACUGAUUGAACUUCAUCUCCUUUCAGGGCUUGGGAAUGGCAUUUUUCCUUAAACAUUUCUAGAAAUAUUGCCUGUCUUCCUCAGCAUUUCAAGUUUGAAUUUGCAAGCCUUUGAAUUUGGAGCCUGAGAGAGAACAGACUUUACACCUGUGAAACUAUAACAUUCUUCCAGCAUCUAAAAAUCUAAGAGAAAAAAUAUAACCUCAGUAGGUUUUCUGGUGGUCAUUGAGGAACAGCUCUCACUUCAACCUGGAAAUUUUCUGCUGUGGUCUGAAAAAAACUAAUUUCCACCCUUGCAGAGCAGUCUGGCAUACACAUGCACACGUCAGGUGUUUAUGGGGCUAUAACUGAGCAGAAAUACAGGCAAUAUUGACUACUGCUACUUAUACCCCACUGACCUUUAUUCCUGACUUCGUAUCACUGGUCUCUUUGGCUUCAUGUAACAUGUGGAAGCACAGGGUUUGUCACAGGUAGCAAGAGCAUCCAGUUAAAACUUUUUUUUUUUUCUUUUUUUUAAAUUUUGCUAUUCGUCCAGUAUUCUCAUCCUACCUAAAUAUUUUAGAAAAUGAGGAAGGAAACAGAAGCCCCAGGUGAUGGCAUUACCUUUAUAUUUCCAGGGGUUAGAGUCCCUCCCCAGAAACAUCACACUUGGGAUGUCUCUGCCUUCCUGCCUCUGCCUCCCCUUGCCCACAGCCUCUUUCUUACCCGCUUUUUCCAUGUCCUCAACAUGCACUCAUCUUUGAAGUGAAGAUGGUUUCUUACUUACUUCACCGAGGUAUUGUGAGUCUUAGCUAGUAGUUGGAAAAACUUGUCCAGAUCUUUAAUCAAGUAGUUUUGUGCAUCCUUAGUAUCAGUGGCCUGCCAUAUGGAUAUCAAAGAAAAUUGUUAUAAUUAUUGCUUUUAAAAUGAUUAUGAAAUUGUGCCUUACUUUUUCAGUCAUAUUUAACCAUGUAAUUUAGAACCACAUGAUUGCAGGGAUUUACCAUGAAGAAAGACGUUUGAAGGAUAGUUUGUUUUUUAAAUAUUUUUUUCUCAAAAAAUGAUUUUAUUAGCUUUUCCUCUUCUAUUUUUUUUUCCUCCAGUUUUAUCCCUUUAAUAUGUUUGUGUAAAAGGGCAGCCAGAAUUUGCAUUUGUUAGAGACAGAAGAUUUUAUUUGGUCUUGUAUGUAGAGUUUUCAUUUUCUUUUAUGUUCCUUCAGGAAAAUUCCUCUCUCCCCAAUUACUCAUACUGAGAUGUCUUUAAAUGCAGACUGACCAGUACGGGUUUUUUGUUGUUGUUUAAUUUAGUGUGUGGUUUGCUUUGUGGUUGUGGUUUUUCUUUUAAUUAACCAGAUACCGGGUGCUGGGGAAGCAUUGCACAUUAAUGCAGAAGGUUAAUGCUAAUUUUCACAGAAAAGACAAAAUUAGAGUCUUUCCCUGUCUCCAGUGCAGUUUUGUUACUGCUCUGUGUACAACACUAAUAUUAAGCCAGACUGUAAAGGCUAAAUACUCAGAGUGACCUACUUCCAUUCACCAGCAAGAAUCCUUUGUCAGCUGACUCCUGUUUGUUUGUUCAUUUUUAAAUGUCGGAUUACAGAACGAGCAUCUCCUAAAGAUGAAAGAAAACAGUGUUUUCAUGUGCAGGAAAUUUGGGGUUGCAGUAACAGAACAUUUUCUUCGUGAAUUUGGAUGUCAUGGUGUUUUAAGCUCCUGCCUGGAGCCUAAAUCAAUUUGGCCUCUCAUCCAGUUCAUCUAACUGGUGCUCCUAAAAGGCUGCAGCCCUGAAAAAGCUCAUGCAGCAUUUUUGGCUGCCUUCCCUUGCUCCCAUUUGGUACAUAUUUGCACAAUUUAACUGAGCUUUUCUUUCUGCUGAAGGUCAGAUGCAAGCAAUACGAAACACUAAACUUUAUAAACAAGCAAAGCCAUUUCAACCACAGCAUUUUGGACUAGAAUGGAUUUUUAGGUGGCGCACUGUCUGCUGGCCUUUGGAGAGGGGAUCCUGAGACUACACUGGACUGGAACAGGAUGCAAAGCCACAAGCCUUGUUUUUUUUAAUAAACUACUUACUGUAAUCCAGCUACAAAGUUUCAGCCUCACACUUCAGAAAAAGCUUCCAGUAGCUAUGCACGUACAGGCACUUUCUCUCUUGCAGAAAGUGAAACUUUCCCAACCAGAGUAAAUUUAACCUAUUGCAUAAGAUGCUGGAAGUUGCUUGGUUUUUUAUUUUCCGUGGGAUUCUCACUAUAACCUCUGUGUGUAGAGGAUGAAUAGCUUUUCUUUUUCCCCUCUUUUUUUUUUUUUUUUUUUUCCUGACAAGAUUAGAUGUUGCAUAUUGAUGAGCUAGCAUUUCAAAGGUCCGUGGGGCUUUGGAACAUAUUAAGAAUCUCUGAAGUUUAAUAUUCACCAUGUUUUAAAUAUUCAGAAGGAAAAAUCUGCAUAAAAUGGCUUUUGAUAAAUACGUUCUAGGGAUUCUUUCUUUCUAUCUUACACAAGCGUUGUGGGGAUUGUGGCUGUGCCAGUUUUGUUCCGAAGUGUCUUUUGUUUCAGCGUUUUCAGGACCAUCUCAGUCCUGUUUGUAUGCCCAGUACCAGCCUGAAGUCUGUUAUGAUUUCUGCUGGGACUGUACAGCAGGCAGGUGGAUGUGACCAAGAAAAAGGCUCAGCUGAACAUUGGAACUCCUGAAUAUCUUCUUGGGGGCUCCCUCCUUAUGACAUCUGGGGACAUCCACCCCUUUUCUGCGCCUGCUUCUCAUGAUGAGGUUGGGAUCAGUCCAGUGGUCAGGCCCAGAUGAGAUCUUUCUGCAAAGGUGCUGGACACCGAGAUUUUGAGAUUGGAAAGGGCAGUAUCCUGGGUGCAGGAGCAAAGCAGUGUCAUUCAGUGCAUCUCAGAUCUCACAGGACAGUCUCCCCUUCUUUGGAAGUCUGUUUGGUGAAAAUCUCAGCAGUAAAAGAAGUGCCUUUAGGAGAAAUCCUCCCUUGGGGAUGCUCCAUUUCUCAUGCUCUUGAAAAUCUGAUUCAAGCUUUAGAUGAGGAGGAUCAGUUGUGGGCUGCAAAGAUGCAGCUAUUUUGCUGUAUUAUCAACACACUGCCUUACCCUGCACGUCCCAAGGUACAUCCCAGGGUGUUGCAGGGCAGUGCUUUGGUCCCGCUCACACCCAACCUUGACUUUGUCACACCAGUCCCUGUUGAAUCAGUGCCUGGUAUUUGUUCUCAGGACUGCUCUGGCUCGGGCCAAGGGCACCUCAUGCCUCUAUGCAAAAGGUGGUGCUUUCAGGUUUUACCUUACAAAUAAUGCAGCCCUUUCAAACUCACCUUUCUCCUCACGUGUAUUCUUGACAGAAGUAGGAUUUUAAAUAUUUCAUUGCAUUCUUCUUUCUUCUUCCUUUUUGCCAGAUGUCUUGAAAACAUUGUCAGAUUACGAUCUGGGGGGGGAUCAGGAUCAGUUUCCUUCUUGAUUGCAUGGUGUAGGUUUGCAAUGAGGGUUUUGUCCUUUUUUUUUUUUUUUUUUUUUUUGUUAGUCUUACAGAACAGAUGCCUUCAUUUUAUGCAGAGAAAGAUUGUCUAUGAUUAGAGCUAAUCCAGGAUGGCAGGAUUGGACCCCCACAGUGAAAGCUAGAAAAGUGAUUGCAAAAGUAUUCUGUUUCUCCUUUAUUAAUUGCACAGGAAGUUUCCACCAAGGGCUCAUGUAGCCCAACUGGCCUAUGUAAUAAGUAGCAGGGCCUGUAAUUACAGUCUGUCUUCUGAUCCUAUCUGUGCUCUGACUUUCUAGGCACUACAGUUCUAUUUACAUCUGGUUGUUUGUCACCUUUUUAAAUUUUUGAUUGGUCACUAAGGGAAGGAGGGCACGAGCCGUGAGCCCUGCGAGGUGCAGUGAGUAUAAACGAGGGAGUCCUCCUCCCUCUCAGGUAUCUGCCUCAUUUGGGACACAGAACAGAGCACGAGGAACAGGAGGAUUUUACCAGCCAUGCAGCAGAGGAAGUGGGCUGCCUGCCAGCUGGGUAUCUUUCAACACCUCAGAGUUCUUUGUAGGACUGGAAAUUUGAACCUUUUACAGGUCUUAACUAGUGUACUCUCCUGUGAGAGAGUUCAUCAGCAUUUCUUUGCUCAGAGUGGUUCCUACAGGAUUUUUCCUCUGUAAGAUUCAAGGUUUUAUGGCUGCAAAGAGAUCCUUCUCCAUAUGGUAUGAGGAGGAAGAUGGCUUUUGGCAUCAUGCAGAGAAACUGUGUUACAAAUCCUGCUAUCAAUGUGUACAGCAAGUGUAACUUGAAUGGGUGGGGGAAGGCAGUGAUUUACACGUGGUGCAGUACCAAGUUCACCAGCUCUGAGCACCAGCAAGCACAGCCUCAAGCAGAUGAGCUCCCUGGGGUGUCAGUUCUGGGACCUGCAAGUAAAUAAUGGGCUCCUUGUGGGAGUGUUUGGUGCUGGACACUUUGGCAGUAAUCUCUUGUCUCUUUGGAAACAUGCACUAAACUUUGGGUAAAGCUACAGAAUGGUGCCCCCCGGUCUUUUUUCCUCAAGGCAGACUCCCAGUGCUGUGUUUGAUGAAGAGGAAUGAAAGCCAUUAGGCAAAUACUGUACUCUGCAAAAAAACCCAUUAACAAUCUACUACGGAUACUUUUAAUGUCCAUUAAGCUGUUACACAAAUUGUCCCUUUACUACAGCUUGCACUGAUAUUUCAUUAUUUUUAACCUGACUUCUGUUUAAAAAAUACCCCUCAAUUAUUUUUUAAUUUUUUGUAACUCUGCUUCUAAGAAAGUUGAUGCUUUAAAGGAAAAAAAAAAACCAAAAAACUUAGUUUCAAACAUGAGUUUUUCAGGCUUCUAAAUUAAUAAUUUCUACACCUGACCCAGUUCCUGCAGCUGCCAAAAAAGAAAAGAGAAAGCUAUUUAAAUUUCUCAUAGAACCAUUUAUCUCUUAAAAUAUGCCAAGGCAAUUUGAGGUGGGGGUGGAGACUCAGCUAUUUAUCUCAGCAGCUUGAUUUUUCUCUUUAUGUUUCUAACUGUCAGGGGGAAAAAACCGGUAGGAAGCUAUUCUUGGGCUAUUAUUGAUGUAUUGUGUUGCCAUUAUGCAGGAUGUCUGCUUUGCUAUAUACGGAAGGACAUUAAUAAUAGCCAUCUCCCCUGCCCCCACCCUCGGUUCCUCUUUGAGAAGAUAUGGUUUAACUGGAGCAUCUGCUGUGUUCAAAUUGCUGCUCCUUCCUCCCCUUCCCCCAGUUCAUUCCCAAACUAGUUUUAGGAACCAGGGCUAAGGGAAUAAGGAGACAUUAUUUUUGCCAUUUUUCUGCCUACUUCUGUGGUUGCUCCAGGCGAAUUGUUUCCAUGCCCUGUACCUGUCUGCCCUUCUCCUUCCCAUGCUUCAUUUUUUCUUUUCCUUCCCACUGCUUUCAUUUUAAGUUCAUCAGUGUGAAAUAAAAACCCUUUCUUGUUGUCUUUUUCUCACAAAGGCUGGCUGGCAGAACAGGCUCAGCAACAGACCUCUGAUUUGUUAUUACCCAGCAUUUCAUAUCCGCAAACAUCGGUUUCAUUAUUUCCAAUUAGUAGGAAAAUGUAUUCCCGUUCCCAUCCCUCCUACCCCAGGUUUAAAACAUUGUUGUGAGACUUUAAAGGGUCCGUCUGCUUGUUUAAAGACUCGGAUGCUUGUUUUAUUUUUGGAAGCAGAGUGUACAGUGAACAGGAAUAGUUUGAUGUUUAAAAAAUAGCCCCAGUUCAGCAUUCCCCUGAAGUGCGGGAAGUCCUGUCUCUGCAGGGCUGUGCCAGCAGCGUGACAGCCCAGAGAGAAAAGCCAGCUUGAAUAGGAAAAAGAACUGGCCUGCCCCAUUUCAUCUGUGAGAAGAGAGAGGUGAAAAUAAUAAACGUGGCAAGAAAAUAAAGGGCAGAAUUGCUCUGAUUUUUUAUUUUAAUGGCUGUUCCUAUGUCUCCCGCUGAUUUUGUUCCAUAGUAGCUUUGCUUAUUCAGCAUUUUUGGUAAUCAGGACCAUGUGCUUUUUCAUGGUAUCAUUAUUUUUCAUUUGUUGAGUCAUAGUCUUGCCCUGGUCCCCAUAGGGUAUGGAGCCACUUUGGUCUGGGCACUGAAUGAAGACAGUUAGAAGCUCUCUCUAGGAGAGCUUACCUAGAAUUUGAAACCAGAAAAUGCAAUCAGCAUAGUUUCCAGUUCUGAUAUAGAGAGGUUUUCAAAAUUGGAACAUGGGAGGAAUACCUUCACUGGGGGAAAUGCUUAGAUUUCAAAAUGAAAGGGAGAUGGCCAUUCAGUGUAGUUUCUUGUUGCUCUUACAAUCUUCCUUGGUGGUGGCCAAGGAGAAAAAUGACACCCUCUGUUCCCUAAACUAAGCCAGAGCCCAGCAUCUCCUCUGCAAACAUUUCCUCCAGUUCCAGCUUUCCACACUGCUGCAGCAUGGGAGUGAGGAAGGCCUGCUAAGGGAGCAAGGUCAACCUCAUCCUCUCCACAGCCAGCGCCGCUCCCCAUGGUGAGUCUGUGUCCAGCCUGGGGCUCGAUCCUGCCUUCCUAGUUGCGAGUAUUUUGCCAGAAUCAGCUGUUUUCCCUCUGCCAUUAGCUAUGGGAUUGUGUGCAAUGAUGAGGAUUUGCAGGGAGGGAGGAGAAGAUCCUGUUCCAAUUAGGCUGCCUUUGUGCUCAUGUUUCAUUCAGGACUGCAUGAGAUAAGAGCAGUUUGCACUGCAAUGCACAGCCGGAGGUUGUAGUUUGCGUUUCAACUGUGUUGAGAUGGUACCCAUUGAAAAUACGGAACUGGGGUGCUUUUUUGCAUCUGCCAGUGCUUUACUGACAGCUCUGUGUGGGCUGGAAACCUAUUUCGGUUUGGCAAAUGGACAUUUUGUGCCUUGUCCCCCAAGUCUGAUCUAGUUCUCUGUUUUAUUCACCUAAAAAGUAGCAUUUCUAAUGUGCCUAAGUAGCUAAGCCCCUGACAAGCAUCUCAGCAGAACAACCAGCAGGGUGACAGGUAGGCUAUUGACAGAGCUGCCUUCACAAAAAGUGUAUUCCACUUUCUUCACUCCGUGCCUUUUCAGAGACCUGCUGUGCUCCUUUAUGGGCAGCACAGAAACAGUCCUAGUGCUGAGCAGGGAUGGGAACUAGGAGGGUGAUGGAGAAAAGAAGCAAGAGGCUAAUGUUGAGCCUCUGUUCUCCAUGGGGAUAAGCCAAGCAAUGGCUUAUCCCAUCAGUACAGCUUGUCUUGCUUUACACACCCUGUUGUCUGGUGGGCAGCUGUUCUGUAGCAGAGGUACUUGGGUAUAUAUCCUCAAAAAUCUCUUCCUGAUCAGAGCUCCAGAGCCAUUCAUAUGUGAAGAAUUUAUUCCCUUAAUAUUGUCUCUUAUAAAAUCUCCAUCACUCAUUUUUUAUCUAAUCCUAGAAGAGAAAAUCUGAAGGUGAACCAAAGUUUGAUUUGUGCUAUUGUAUUAAAAAGGCUGAUAAGCUCUCAUUUUCAAUCCUCAAAGUCAUGUUCUAGCAAACUUUUCCCUGCUGUGAUCAGACAGGAAAUGCAAGGUGUAUUGGAAAUGCAGUAAAGGGAAAGAUUCGAUGUUUUUAUGCUCCGUACUGCACCAUUGUGACCUCCUCUGCUGUCCCUGUGGAGAAUGAGAACUGAGUAUUGGUAGAGGUAUGGGGCAGAGCAAAGUAAUGUCUGGACUUCCAUAGUCUUGCUAGAAAAGAUCUGCCUUGGUGAGACAUCAACUUCCUUAAUGGUCCUAUACUUUCCCACCCUACAGCUUGUGUUUUGGACAGUCAGAGAGACUGGAGAGCAGCCUCCAGUGCCUGCCCUCUAGUUAGUCAAAUAAGAGACCCCGAGUAUGAAUUCUUUGUUUUAGUAAAGACACUUUCCAGCACAGAACAAACAGCAGAGGUUUGUUGUGUUUCAGAGCCCAAUCUCUCACACUGGCUUUACCUGUGGGCUGAUACAAGAGGGUCUGAACCACACAUAGGUCAUUCCAGAAGGAUUCCUCUUGGUUACAUCCCCCAUGGAGAACCCCCUAAAGGCUGGGAGAAUGAUUCACCUCUUUCAGACUGCAAGGAGGAAGUGCCCCCAGGAAUGUAUUUGUCCUACAUAGCUGCUAUGCUUUGGCCUAUCCCUGCCAGCUGCAGACCUGUCUGCUUGAGGAUUCACCAAGGAUGAUCUGUACUGGAUGUGCAGUAAUUCACAGUGGUUUGAGGUGGUGUUUCAGCUUCAUCAUAGUUGGUUUAUCCCUUGAGAUGGAAAAGGUUUUGUGUUGUUGCCUUUGUUGCAGCUGGGAGGGAGUGUGACUGGUCACACUCCUCCUUGUCCAGUGUCAGCAGACAGAGGCUCUCAGUGGUAUGGGAAGCAUCUUCCUUUUAAAUGUGAAUCACUAGCCUAGGGAUCUGGGCAAGGGGGGGGGCACAAGGAAGCAUUCCCUGUAUGAGGAGUGCUUCUGCUGCACACUCUGUGCCCUUGGAUCCUAAUGAAGUAACAUUACUUGAGCUUUUAGGACUGGUCUCCUAUCUGUCAGAGCUUCGGGGUACCAGGGUUUUACUCCUUGCUGAGCAAAAGCACUACCCAAGUCUGUGAGGAGCCUAAUCCUGCUGCCAUUGGAAUUUUCCUGAUUCCUGUGAAUUGCUGAGUGCACCUCCUGUGAGCUGCUGAGUAGCCUCCCUUGUCACUGAACCCAUCAGGCCACUUGUCUCCCUCACUGACUUCUUCCAUAGGGCUUUGAGGGCACUCAGGAAAUGCAAUCAGCACCUUACAGGAUCGAUCUGCUAGGCAAUAAAUGAAGUUUUUUCUCUGGUAACUUGUGUGCAUGAAUUGAAAAUCAUUUAUUCCAAUUUGUUCUGAGGACAGAUGCAGCAUAUACACAUUUUCUAUAUUUAUAAAUAUAUAUAGAUAUAUAUAUUUUGUUCUCAGCUAGUUACCUCUUCUAAACUGCAAUUUUCAGAGCAACCGGCAUAUAUUUUUUAUUCAACACGUAAAACGACUUUUUACAGUAAGAGAAUGAAAGCUGUUUUAAGCAUGUGUUUUCUGUAUUUUUAUUAUGCAUUAUCCAAUUAUAUUGAGAUGUAUUUUCCUCUUUGCUCUGCUCUUUCAGUUGUUAUCCUUUUUAUCAGUUAUGCUUUUCAAAUGUUUUGUAAGGGAAAAUAAAUAUGCAAAAUCGCCAGAUGCCUUUUUUCUUUGCAGAAGAAGUAUCACAAAUGCUUUUUUAUUACAUUUUACCAAUCCAAUAAACUUCUUACAAAUUUCA
This is a messenger RNA of Corvus hawaiiensis (hawaiian crow), 17048 nucleotides long. It is a transcript of the gene LPP, whose product is annotated as LIM domain containing preferred translocation partner in lipoma. Gene Ontology annotation, biological process: cell-cell adhesion. Lineage: Eukaryota; Metazoa; Chordata; Aves; Passeriformes; Corvidae. Bases 403 to 2229 code for a protein of 608 amino acids. Gene Ontology annotation, cellular component: focal adhesion; stress fiber. The transcript has 13 exons. The record is from RefSeq and is a predicted model, not a curated record.